Molecule: messenger RNA, 243 nt
Organism: Lathyrus sativus (Indian pea)
Lineage: Eukaryota; Viridiplantae; Streptophyta; Magnoliopsida; Fabales; Fabaceae
Source: the annotation of a GenBank genome assembly
AUGGGUCGCGGGAGAGGGAGAGGACGAGGGCGGCCACGUUUGGUGCCACCGUCAACAACCAACCCUACGGCGGCCAUCUCAGAUCAGCAAGCCACGGAAAAAGAAACUAUUGUGGACGAUGCAGUGCGAAAUGAUUCAGAGGAAAAUGGAAGCCUGGCGGAGGAGAACGAAGAAAUUGUUUCUGAUACAGAAAAUCUAGGUCAUCACAUAACUGAAGUAAGAAUGGAGGGGGAAACUAGCUAG